AUGCAGUUUAACAUCAUUGUCGCACUCCUGGCCCUUGGAGCCCCCUUGGCUUAUACUUCCCCCAUACUUGGUCCGGACAACGAGGCAAUUCCAUUCUACGAAAAGCGUACCGAUAACAGUGAAGCCAUCCCGUUUUACGAAAAGCGUGCGGGGGAUAGCGAAGCGAUACCAUUCUAUGAGAAGCGGGAGGAAAAUAGUGAGGCUAUACCUUUCUACCAGCGUCGUGCGGACAACAGCGAAGCUAUUCCGUUCUACCAGCGUCGUGCGGACAACAGUGAGGCUAUACCGUUCUACCAGCGUCGUGCGGACAACAGCGAAGCUAUUCCUUUCUAUGAAAAGCGGGACGAGGAGAGUGAGGCCAUCCCCUUCUAUCAGUAG
This is a messenger RNA of Aspergillus pseudotamarii, 378 nucleotides long. RefSeq lists its product as uncharacterized. The record is from RefSeq and is a predicted model, not a curated record. The transcript has 2 exons. NCBI's taxonomy places the organism in Eukaryota, Fungi, Ascomycota, Eurotiomycetes, Eurotiales, Aspergillaceae. Bases 1 to 378 code for a protein of 125 amino acids.